Molecule: messenger RNA, 1675 nt
Organism: Cadophora gregata
Lineage: Eukaryota; Fungi; Ascomycota; Leotiomycetes; Helotiales; Ploettnerulaceae
Exons: 2
Coding region: 275-1609 (444 amino acids)
Source: RefSeq, a predicted model, not a curated record
UGAUAAUAAAACUAGUACGAAGGUACAAAAGGAGGAAACAGGAAAAGUGACCUAUCGUUCUCAUACCAAUUCGACCGUAUCCUUGCCAAACACGUUCAACCUUCCGCUCACCAUGAGAAGGCUAGAUCGCUGUCUCGUCGGUUUUUAGAAAGCAGGUAUCCGUGUUUGUAGACUGUUCAAUACAACCGCGUUUCCUCCUGUAAAAGUUCUCUUUACCUCUUGAUCGGCCCUCACCAGUACUUUUUUCCAAGCAAAAGUCCUAAAGAGGCGAGUUAUGAGAACUUUUCAGUGUCCUAUCUACCAUGUCGCUGGUAACGCAAGCAGGUGCCAUAGGCAUGUUGUGGCAAUGACGCUGGACAUACUCCAGGUCCGAAGGUUCUCUCAGACCUCCCUCAGUCAUAAAGAUAACAAGAAAGAGGAACCGCCCCAUUCUCAAGAUAGCUCUCCUGACCAGCAACCUUCUCCAAAACAAUCAGCUGCCAAUCUCGCUGCCGUAACAAGACCGCACGACAUUCGAAGACCACUAGCAAGCCUCGAAGACUACGAGCCUGAUUUCUUUAGGGAUGCUCCUAGGAUGUUCAAGGCCCUGAAGUGGGAGGUUAAACUCCACUCCCGAAUGCGUGAGAUACUCACCAACCGCGCAUUCACCACGAAAGAGCUAGAAAGUUUGAAACGGACCGGAAAGCGCAGUUUCGCAGUGACACGACAGGGGAUUGAAAAGUCAGCCUUAGUGACGGGACCUUGGACAGAAGAGGAAACCGAAAUUCUGAAGAAGAUGCGCGAGGAGCGCGAGCACCCUCGGAUCAUUGCUCAUCGUCUAGCACGAGAUGAAGCAUCCGUGAGAGUCCAAAUCAAGCAUCUUUCGGGGUACUUCCAAGACAGUAACAAAACACCGUUGUAUGAAGGCCCCCAGGCUCUUCCCCCAGAACUCGAGAGUUCCAUUUUCCGAUCCAGACUGGAGACAGUAUGGGAAGGAUUGAUGACGCUUCGAACGACCCAGGAGUGGGCCGAGGUACUUUCAGAAUCGCAGUCCGAAUCAUGGCUUUCAAUGAUCGAAGAAUAUACUCCCAAACACGUCAAAUCAAUCCUUGCAUCGCACCAGCCGCCGAACAUUGCCAAGCUCGAGUCAAUCGAAUGGUCCCCCACCAACGCUGCAGGGGUCUAUGGAUGGGUCUUGAAGCCGACGGGAUCGAUCCACCCCUUCGACGAUGAAUGCUAUCUCUGGGUCGGCUCUGCCAGCAUGUAUGGUGGUGGCCUGGAGAGCAGAAAAGAAAAUCUCCUGUCGUGGUCGCGCUACACCGAGAACGAGGCGCCGAAGUUUGAGAUGAAAAACCUUGGCUUGAGUAGGAGGGGGAAGCUAUUGUUCACGCUUCUCGAGGUGCCUUUCGAGAAUGAUUCCGCGGAAGAGAUCCAGAGGAUCAGAAGAUUGGUGACGUUGGCGAGGGAGGUUUUUGUGAUUUGGUUGGCGGCUGCUAAGGAUUGCUCGAAAGUCAAGGAGGCUGUGCCUUGGGAACUAGCCGAUAUCUUCUACCACUGCCUCGCAGGCCAUAACCUAACCAGAAACAUUAAAGGAGUCAGAAAUGAGAAAACAGAGAGGCGGAAGCGGUAGAAAAUAGAAUUCUGAGGGGAAUUAGGAAUGAUACUUGGCCGCCGUACCUUGGUAAGGAUGUCCAGU